AUGGCUGGAAUGGCAUGGACCUUGCACCCUGCGCUCUUCUACGAGAAAUACGGUACGGUGCUGGUCCAGCUCUGGGAUUCGGGCGCCAUGAGCACCCUCUUCCGGCCAGUGAGACGUCUCUCCAAAACCAUCGGCGACGCCCUCGCCGCUCGCCGUCGCCGCUCGUGCACCGCCGAACCAGACGUCCCGGAGGGAGAGACAUCGGCGCUGCAACUGACGGACGAAACCGUCCCCACCAGCGACGAGGCACAGGGCAGGGCGUACUUCGUGCCGGGCGACACUUCCUCUUCUCCCAGCUCGUCCGAGGAGAAUGAACUGGCCUUUCAGGGGGACGUGUACACGCAGAUGCGGCGAAGCCGACGGCAGGCCGAACGCACCAAGAAGAUACGCGAAGCCCGCAAGCAGUUUCUCGAAGGCACCAGCGGUCGCAGGUCUGCCAAGCGUCGUCGCAGCCGCCGGCGGUCCUCUCUUCUCAUGUCCUCGAGUGUGCGCCAGACGCUCCAUGGUACCGGCACGCCGCUGACUGAAAUAGAAGAUUCCGAGAAGCCUCGAGUAAUCAUUGCGGAUGCUGCGAGCUCUCCUACUCCUGCAAGCGGGGAGCUCUCUCCAGAGAUGAGCGAAGGCGCCAAAGAGGGUGCCGCUGAUGACGGUGCAGGUCGCGGGCCGGCUGUAGGCCCGGCCGAACUUAUGGACGACAACGACAGCCUCCGCAGGUUCAGGGCGAUCCAUGGCCGCAAGACGGUGAGCCGUUCGCCGCCACCAUGCGUCACGAGUGAUUCGUCGGACUCGGUGACUGACCUCGACCGAGGUGUCGCUAGUGGCCACGUGAUCGUUCCUCAAGACCUUCUACCAGACAACGACAGCGUCUAUAAGUUCAGGGCUAUACACGGCCGCAUGACAAUCGCUAAUCCUUCGCUUUCGGAAGACAGCAGCCUUCAGCCGGAACCGAUGGGAGACCUUCGCCGAGGCGGCAAGCCUGCCCAGACGAUCACCCCCGACGAGCUUCUACCAGACAACGACAGCGUCUAUAAGUUCAGGGCCAUACACGGCCGCAUGAAAAUCGCUACUCCUUCGCUUUCGGAAGACAGCAGCCUUCAGCCGAAACCGAUGGGAGACCUUCGCCGAGGCGGCAAGCCUGCUCAUACGAUCACCCCUGACGAGCUUCUGCCGGACAACGACAGUCUUUGGAAGUUUAGGGCCACUCACGCAGAGAAGGCAAGGUCCUCUCAAUCACUUAGCGCCAGUUCUCAGUUGGAAUCGCAGACGGAGUUUCAGCCUGCACAGAUCCGGUUGGCUGCUAGAUCGGUAGUAGAUGGCCCAAUAUCAGAUUCUCAGGAUAUCACUGCGAUGGAAGGCAGAACUAUGAAAUCAGCCGUCGGAAAGACACAAGCCAGGGCGUUACUCGAGGCAUCAAAUCUAGACCGCUCCAAAGACAGCAGCACACUUUCGAUGCAGAUCUCGCCACCUGACACAGAUAUCCAGAACUCCUCGUCACGACAAAAUGAAGUACCCACCUCGCCCCUGAAGGCAUCAAAAAAGAAAAUAACAGAAGCAAAUGGCGAUUCGGGACAACUCAAGACGGUCAGUGAAACUUUGAAAGGGAAGAAGUCAAAGCGUUCUCAUGAUAGACAAAAGCCCUUGGAGUACGCGAGUGGCCUAGACGCCACUGGAGUAGGAACACCUGCCGCCAGAAGCGGAGAAACGACGAGGAACAACAGCGCGCUGUCGACCGAAUGUCUGUCAGGUGGGGCCAGGACGCAGAUAGAAGGUCAAGACGUGGAGGCUAAGCGUCGUCCAAUAGUUGUCGAAACUAGAGCCGAGAUUAAAGAAGCCUCCGAAAAGGACUCUGCUUUGCCACUCGCUGAAAGAUCCGCGGAGGUACAACGCGCUCCUGGCAACGUGCAGGCCUCGGCAAGUGGAACUUUUGGGUUGCACCCAGAAUCUGAAGGGUCCAAUCAAGAUGUCAGGGCUCACACUGAGAGUCAACAGAUAUGGAAAAGUUCCGAACCGCCACAACGCGCCGAGACGGGGAUACGUAUGUCGGUUUCCGAGGAAGACCAAAAAAACAGGCCAACAGAAGCCGCUACGCCAUCAGUAUCGUCAAUUUCCAUCGGCACCACCAUCCACGAGAGCGACGACUUGGGGCAAGCCACCUCAACCGACGAGACUGUAGGAAAGCCCCGAAAGAAGACCAACUCUGUGAAAUGGGGAAAACGCCAUGUAAAGCGACACAAGAAGCGGCACAAAAGGUGCCCUCCAGUGUCAUUCACUUUCGAGAACACGUCGCAGGCGUUGGGCACGUCGAGGCGAUCGGUGCUGGACAGCACUAGUACCGAAGGUUCCGCGCAGAGUCCGUCACUGGCGAUUUCGGCAUCGCAGGCCGCAGGGACAUCGGGUCGUCAUGGGCGGCGUCAAAGUGGCAGGCGCAGUUCUAAAGGGCAGACCAAGGAAGACACCGAGAUCCAGUUCCGCAAAGCAAAAAAGCGCUCGGACAAGAAAUCGAGGGCCAAGCCGGUCGUGACGGGUCCUGAUACUGGCGCGGAUGCCGUUUCGCCUGAGACAAAACAGGAGGCGUCCAGAACAGCGAGCAGCCCGGCUUUUAAAUCCACAAGUACGGCGCUCGCUUCCGGGGUAGUCUCCGAGACGGCGAGCAGAGAUUCCGUCAGAGAGGUGCAGGUGGGCAGCAGCCAGACUACAGUGCCGAGCAGUUGUUCUGAGCCCUCGGUAUCGGAGACCACCGUUACGCCAGUCUUGGCAACCGCUGGUCCUUCGAGCAGAGCGCAGCCACAGCAGCACGCAGCAAAGCUGCAAGGAAAGGACCCGACACGGCGGCGUGACGAUCCGAGCCGGGACAACAAUGGGCCCACUUCCUGGCCGUUUAGUCCUAAUCCUUCGACGAAGAAAUGA
Dermacentor albipictus is the source of this 2907-nucleotide messenger RNA. Its product is annotated as streptococcal hemagglutinin-like. Lineage: Eukaryota; Metazoa; Arthropoda; Arachnida; Ixodida; Ixodidae. The record is from RefSeq and is a predicted model, not a curated record.